AUGCUCUUCCUAUGUUCCUUCCUGGAUCGUACAAAUGUCGGCAAUGCGAAGAUACUCGGCCUCGAGGACGACCUCAACAUCACUGGUCAUCAAUAUGAUAUAGGCUUGGCAGUUUUCUAUCUGACCUACAUAUGCAGCGAACUCCCGAGUAACCUCGUCCUGAAGAAGGCAUCACCAAAGAUUUGGCUUCCAUUGCUCACCAUGGUUUGGGGUGUCGUUACUAUGUGCCUUGGCUUUGUUCGCAAUUUUGCGGGGUUUGUAGCUGUCCGUGCUAUUCUGGGCGUUGCAGAGGGGGGAUUGCUCCCUGGGAUGGUACUGUAUCUAUCAUUCUUCUACAGACGAGGGGACCUAGCCUUACGCAUUGGAUUGUUUUACACUGCUGCAUCAUUGUCUGGUGCUUUUGGAGUAUUCGUGGCUUUUAUUUCGGACCGCUUGAAGCUGCGAGGUCCUAUUAUGCUUUUCACUCUGCCUAUUGCCAUUGCAGGGUACGCAGCGAUUGCCAAUAUUCAGUCUGCCAAAAUCAAGUAUGCAAUGACCUUCCUUAUGGCUACUGGGAUGUAUAGUAGCGUCCCAUGUAUUCUGGUGUGGAAUACAAAUAACUCAGCUGGACACUAUAAACGUGCCACAACGUCAGCGAUGCAGCUGACUAUCGCUAACUGCGGUGGUUUCGUUGCUACGUUCAACUAUCCUGACAAGGACAAACCCCAGUAUCACCUUGGUCACACCAUCAUCCUAGGCCUCCUUGUUUUUGCGUGGUUCAUGUAUGGAGAUUACCCCGUGUACCCCGAGGAACCCACCGUGGGUACUUCGGCAUAUCAAUCGAGCCUCUAUGACACUUGGGAUCCCAACUGGAGAGGCUUUAUUGGGACGGCCUUUAUCAUCGCCUUGGAGGAGUUUCCCCAUCUGGUCAACCCGGACAUGACAGUACUUAUGCUGGAAUCCCUUUACAAUUGCACCAUUGGAGAUGCGUAUCGAGUUGGAGGAGUUGACGGGGACAAUCUGUAUCCCUCGUAUACUAACCCGGCAUUAAUGAGAGCCAUUGUAAGUGGUUGGACCGGCGAUAAAUACGCAGAUGCCAACAUGACGCUGGCGGGUGAGAAUUAUGCGAAUGAGGUUAUUGGUCUUUUUGAUCGAGCCGAGACCCUAUCAGAGUUCAACAGUGCAACGUAUACUGGCGUCUCUUUGAUUGCGCUGACGAUGUGGACAAAGUACGCCGCCGAGAGCUCUGUGAUGAAAGCAAAAGGAAAGGAAAUCCUACAAGCUACAUGGAAUAACAUCGGCCAAUUAUAUCACGCAGAGCUCAAGAAUCUUGCGGGUCCAUGGGACCGCUCCUAUGGAUUCGACAUGCAGAAAUAUUUCGGAAUUAUGUCUGCACAUAUUUGGACCCUUGUUGGGAAGGAAACCUCACCCGUUAUUGACAAGGUCUACAUGAUGUCUCAUAACGCUGACUUUGCCAUUUCUCCGCUUGUGGCUAUACUCUCGAGCUUUCAUAACUCCUUGGUCCCGGCUACGGCAGUAGAUGCUCUAAGGACCUUCCCUGGAGAGCACAUGGUCAGCACAUCAGCACAGUCAAUCCCGUAUGAUUAUUUCCCCCGGAACAUCAGUGCGUGGCUAGGAGAAAAGAUAAGUAUCGGAGCAGAAAGUUUCAAUGAGACUGUUAUAGGGGGCCCGGCUAUGAAUCCGUCUACAUUUAACUCGGCGGUGGUCCAGUGGGAUACUGGAGCUGGAAUUGGCUGGAUUACAUUAUACGCAACAGAGCAAGCUCUCGACGCAGUCGUUGGACCGGGUUAUCUUAACCUAACCUAUCCUCAGGGAACGUCAGACUCUCAGUUCCAAUUCUUAGUCUCCCCGUUUACCCAGAAGAAAGAUGUUGCUGGCUGGGAAGAUCUUGUAGGAUUGAAUGUCAGGUUGUCCGGCACUUUCGACCCAAAGCUGAGUGUAUCAUAUAGUGCAAGCGAUGCUACCAUAAAUGACUUCAUGUACUGGAACCUCACCUACUCAAUGCCAGUGAAUAGUACUGCAGUUCCAAAUAUAUUGCUGGAGGUGAAUUUGGCGUGA
Aspergillus pseudotamarii is the source of this 2058-nucleotide messenger RNA. Its product is annotated as putative MFS transporter. The record is from RefSeq and is a predicted model, not a curated record. The transcript is spliced from 10 exons. Gene Ontology annotation, molecular function: transmembrane transporter activity. Gene Ontology annotation, biological process: transmembrane transport. NCBI's taxonomy places the organism in Eukaryota, Fungi, Ascomycota, Eurotiomycetes, Eurotiales, Aspergillaceae. The coding region runs from base 1 to 2058 and encodes 685 amino acids.